Amyelois transitella is the source of this 1028-nucleotide messenger RNA. RefSeq names its product retinol dehydrogenase 12-like. The record is from RefSeq and is a predicted model, not a curated record. The transcript has a single exon. NCBI's taxonomy places the organism in Eukaryota, Metazoa, Arthropoda, Insecta, Lepidoptera, Pyralidae. The coding region runs from base 27 to 1007 and encodes 326 amino acids.
UUUAAUCAGUCUUCAAACGCGCCACCAUGUUGGAGGUUCUAUUCUUUGUUUUUACGUGCCUGGUGAAAGUAAUCAUAAGCGUUUCAUUAUUUGUAAUCGUUUUUACCAUCGCUUGGAGGAUAUUCAUCGAGCCGAAGAAAGGUACAUGCAAAUGUACAACGAGAUUAGAUAAUAAAGUGGCACUUAUUACUGGAGGAAACUCGGGAAUAGGAUUAGAAACAGCUAGAGAUCUAGCCAGCAGAGGAGCAAGAGUAAUAAUUGCUAGCAGUAAUGAGCAGAAGUCUAAAAUCGCUGUCGAAGAUAUCAAAUCUACAACUGGGAAUCCUAAUGUGGAAUAUAAACAUUUAGAUUUGUCAAAGUUUAAGAGUAUCAGAGAUUUCACUGAAGAUUUCAACAAAACUGUUGAUCGUCUGGAUAUUUUAGUGAAUAACGCUGGCUUUGUUGGUGCUGAUAAAAUCACUGAAGAUGGAAUGAACAAUGUAAUGCAAAUCAACCAUUUGGGACCUUUCUUACUCACAAGUUUAUUAUUAGAGAAGCUGAUAAAAUGUAAGCCAAGCAGAAUAGUCAUAGUUUCUUCUUGCAUUCAUUUAGCCUCUUAUUUUGACGACAACGAUCUUGCUGGAUUGAAUAAUUUAUAUCUCAACAUCUUAUUUAAAUAUGCUAAUAGUAAAUUGUGCAAUGUACUUUGGACUAAAGCCUUGUCCAAAAGACUGCCUAGAGGUGUAACAGUUAAUUGCUUACACCCUGGCCCAGUUAAAACUAAUCUUUUUAAUCAUUUUUAUCCAAUUUUUGAGAAUAUUAUCCUAGCAAUCAUGAACAUCCUAUUUAAGAACCCAAAAGAAGGUGCCCAAACUACAAUACAUCUUUGCGUUAGUCCAGAUUUAGAUAAUAUUUCUGGUGAAUAUUUCGUUGAUUGUAAAAUUACUUCGCCGUCAAAAAAAGCGAAAAACAAUGAUCUUGUAGAAAAGGUGUGGAAUAAUAGUGUUGAAUUAACGAAAUACGAAUAAAAGUUUUGAUAUUAAAAAUUA